CGGAUUUACCUACCUCUGUUGCGGUCUAUUCAUCAAAACUUCAAAAGUAAGCAAAGAGAGAUGGAGAAGUUUCUACGGGAGACCUCUAGGCUCUAGCAGGAUCUCGAACCACAAUUCCGGGUCCACCGCAUUUGUCCCAAAUUCAUCGAACCGACCUGCCAUAGCCAGAUUUUGUAAAAAGUAUUUAAACAUAUUAUUCGUUCCUUACCACGCAUUCAGCGUCAAGCAAUUGUGUUCAUCAGCGUGUUAGUUGUGAUUUUGUGAAAGACGAAACUGAAGAAUAUUUUCUGCGAUCGGAGUUCUACCCUUUUGUAAUCUGAGAGAUGUGGAACAGUAUGGCUGGUAAAAGUGAUCCGGAGUCCGGGGGCGGGCUGCUAUAUCCGACGAUGCUGGAGGCUCCGGAACUCCGGUGGUCAUUUAUACGGAAAGUGUACUCGAUUGUAGCUAUCCAGUUGCUGCUAUCCGUCGCCGUCGGCGCUGUGGUCGUCUCUAAUCAUCAUAUCUCCCGCUUCUUCACUACUACUGGUGCCGGAUUGGCUCUCUAUAUUGUUCUCAUCAUCACGCCUUUCAUAGUGCUGUGCCCUCUGCAUUACUAUUACCAGAAGCAUCCGUACAACUAUAUACUGCUUGGCAUUUUCACAGUUGCUCUUUCCUCCGCCGUUGGAUUGACUUGUGCAUACACGAGCGGGAAAGUGAUCCUUGAAUCAGCCAUUCUAACAGCAGCAGUAGUGGUUGCUCUCACUUUAUACACAUUUUGGGCAGCCAGGAGAGGCCAUGAUUUUAAUUUCCUUGGACCAUUCCUGUUCGGUGCUAUUAUGGUGCUUAUGCUGUUUUCACUGAUCCAGGUGUUUUUUCCUUUGGGGAAGAUCUCAGUUAUGAUCUAUGGGUGUCUGGCAUCAAUAAUAUUUUGUGGGUACAUCGUUUAUGACACAGACAACCUUAUCAAACGCUACAGUUAUGAUGAAUUCAUAUGGGCUGCUGUUGCCUUGUACCUAGAUGUCAUCAACCUAUUUGUAUCCCUCUUGAGCAUUUUCAGAGCUACUGAUAGUUGAAAAGUGCAGUUAAUUCCCCUUUAUGCUCUCUAUUUGUUUGCAUCAUAGAUUACUUGCAAUGUUCUUCACAUAACAAUGAAUUUGUAUAUUUGUAUGUACUGUUGAAGUUGAAAUGUCAUAAUUUUCACCUAUGUAACUUCCCUUUUUGCUAUAGGUGUAGGCCUACCUUCUCCUCUUCAUAAUUCGUUUUUUG
Molecule: messenger RNA, 1245 nt
Organism: Cuscuta epithymum
Lineage: Eukaryota; Viridiplantae; Streptophyta; Magnoliopsida; Solanales; Convolvulaceae
Source: the annotation of a GenBank genome assembly